CAUCCCCAGUUGUAUAUUCAGUCAUUAUUAUAAUGCAGUGUCAUUGAAGUGAAUGUGUUUUAGCUGCAGUGAAAGGAUGUGGAAACCUGACAGCUCACACUUCCUGAAAGUCAGUAGUUUAGAAAUGGGAACUAAAAUCAGGAACUGAUUGCAGAAAAGUAAGAGAAGAGACAAAACACACAAGCGUCGAUUUAUUAAAAGAGGUAAACAAGUGUUUGAAUCACAUGGCAACACAGUGGGAGUGUUAUGAAAAGGAGUCCAGCUGUCUUUCGGAGAAUGGUGUUCAUCAUGUUCUGGAGGCUCCUGUGGUGAAAUAACAGCUCACACUUCCCGUGGGAGGAAACAGUUCACCGUUGGAAAGUCAGCAGAGUGGCAGAGAUCAUGAACACACUUUGGAAAUGAGACUGUACAGGAGAAUCACCAAUCAACAAGACAUCAGUCAGAGAACAGACAGCUCCUAUUCCUGUGGAACCACAAUGACAAAAGUGGUCCUCUUGAACACUCUGGACGACCUUGGAAAAGAUGAAUUUGAGCGUUUCAAGUGGAUCCUGAAACAUGAACGCCUGAAAGACUUUUCAACCAUCCUAAAGAGCAAGCUGGAGAAUGCAAAGACGUGGGACACAGUGGAUCUGAUGAUCCAGACCUACACGCUUUCUGGAGCUGUGGAGGUGACCAAGCAGGUUUUAGAGAAGAUCCAAAGGAAUGAUCUGGUGCAGAGUUUGUCAGAUAUCAGAUUGGGACAAAAAGGGGAUGUCAGUGAUGUAGAAACUUCAGAGAACAGAGGACCUUCCUUUCCUCAGGCUGAAGAUGUGAUGGUUCCGGUACCAGAGCCACAACCCAUCGCAUAUUACCAACACAUGCUUCAAUCAAACCUUCAGGACAAGUUCAUGUGUACACAAGAAGGGUGGAUGCAGAAGAAGGAGCGUAUGGUUGAUAUCUACACAGAGCUGUACAUCACAGCUGGGGUUGACGUACACAUCAACACACAGCAUGAGGUCAGGCAGAUUGAGGCUUUGGUGAAGCCAACAGAAACAGAGGAACCAAUUAAACCCAGUGACAUGUUCAAACACCCCGCUGGAGUAUACAGACCCAUAAGAACAGUGCUGACCAAUGGGAUCGCAGGAAUUGGAAAAACAUUUCUUAUGCACAAGUUUGUAUUGGACUGGGCUGAAGAAAGAAACAACCAAGAUGUGCAUCUUGUAUUCCCCUUCACCUUCCGCCAGCUGAAUUUAAGGAAGGGAGAAAAGUUUUGUUUGGCAGAGCUCAUUCAUAAAUGUAUCAGGGAAACCAGAGACAUCAAGGAAGAAGCUCUUAAUCACAUCUUUACAACUCUUCAGUCAUCAGGAAACACAAACUAUGACAAGAGCAAAUUCAAACUUCUGUUUGUUUUGGAUGGACUGGAUGAGAGCCGACUUCAACUGGACUGCUCUACCAAUAAAAACCAGGAUGCAGACUUUGAUGUGACAGAGUCCACCUCAGUGGAUGUGCUGCUGACAAACCUCAUCAAGAGAAAUCUGCUUCCCUCUGCUCGCCUCUGGAUAACCACACGACCUGCAGCAGCCAAUCAGAUCCAUUCUGAUUUUGUCGACAUGGUGACAGAGGUCAGAGGGUUCACUGACCCACAGAAGGAGGAGUACUUCAGGAAGAGAUUCACAGAUGAGGAGCAGGCCAGCAGAAUCAUCUCCCACAUCAAGACAUCACGAAGCCUCCACAUCAUGUGCCACAUCCCAGUCUUCUGCUGGAUCACAGUUACAGUUCUGGAGGAUGUGUUGAAGACCAGAGAGGGAGGACAGCUGCCCAAGACCCUGACUGAGAUGUAUGCAGAAUUCUUGAGGUUUCAGAUAGAUCAGACAAAAGAGAAGUAUGACCAAAAAAAGUGCAUUCAGUACAUUAAGUCAUUAGCAAAACUAGCUUUCCACCAGCUGGAAAAGGGCAACCUGAUCUUCUAUGAGGAAGACCUAAAAGAGAGCGGCAUUGAUGUCAGUGGAGCCUCGGUGUACUCAGGAGUGUUCACAGAAGUCUUUAAAGAGGAGCGUGGGAGGAAGAAUGAUGAAGACAAGAUGUUUAGCUUUGUCCAUCUGAGUGUUCAAGAGUUUCUGGCUGCUUUGCAUGUAGAGAGGGCACUCAUUAAGAAAAACAAGAAUGUGAUGUCUGAGCCAGGCCAAACUUGUGGUGAACAUGUGCGAAUGGUUUUCAGAAAAACAUCUACGACAGAGGUCCACAGGUUUGCUAUUGACAAGGCUUUACAGAGUCCAAAUGGACACCUGGACUUGUUCCUCCGCUUUCUCCUGGGUCUUUCUCUGCAGACCAAUCAGACUCUCGUACGAGGCCUGCUGAAAAACAAAAGAAGCUCAGAGACCAAUCAGGAAACACUUAAGUACAUCAAGAAGAAGAUCAGUGAGAAUCUGUCUGCAGAGAGAAACAUCAAUCUGUUCCACUGUCUGAAUGAACUGAAUGAUUGUUCUCUAGUGGAGGAGAUCCAACAGUACCUGAGUUCAGGAAGUCUUUCCACAGAUAAACUGUCACCUGCUCAGUGGUCAGCUCUGGGCUUCAUCUUACUGUCAUCAGAAAAAGAUCUGGACGUGUUUGACCUGAAGAAAUACUCUGCUUCAGAGGAGGCUCUUCUGAGGCUGCUGCCAGUGGUCAAAGCCUCCAACAAAGCUCUGCUGAGUGGCUGUAAUCUGUCAGAGAGAUGCUGUGACACUCUGUCCUCAGUUCUCAGCUCCCAGUCCUCUCGUCUGAGAGAGCUGGACCUGAGUAACAACGACCUGCAGGAUUCAGGAUUGAAGCUGCUCUGUGCUGGACUGGAGAGUCCACACUGUACACUGGAGACUCUCAGGCAGAGUGGCUGUAAUCUGUCAGAGAGAAGCUGUGAAGCUCUGUCCUCAGUUCUCAGCUCGCAGUCCUCUAGUCUGAGUGAGCUGGACAUGAGUAACAAUGACCUGCAGGAUUCAGGAGUGAAGCUGCUCUGUGCUGGACUAGAGAGUCCAAACUGUACACUGGAGACUCUCAGGCUGAGUUGCUGUAAUCUGUCGGAGAGAAGCUGUGACGCUCUGUCCUCAGUUCUCAGCUCCCAGUCCUCUGGUCUGAGAGAGCUGGACCUGAGUAACAACAACCUGCAGGAUUCAGGAGCGAAGCUGCUCUCUGCUGGACUGGAGAGUCCAAACUGUACACUGGAGACUCUCAGGCAGAGUGGCUGUAAUCUGUCAGAGAGAAGCUGUGAAGCUCUGUCCUCAGUUCUCAGCUCGCAGUCCUCUAGUCUGAGUGAGCUGGACAUGAGUAACAAUGACCUGCAGGAUUCAGGAGUGAAGCUGCUCUGUGCUGGACUAGAGAGUCCAAACUGUACACUGGAGACUCUCAGGCUGAGUGGCUGUAAUCUGUCAGAGAGAAGCUGUGAAGCUCUGUCCUCAGUUCUCAGCUCCAAGUCCUCUAGUCUGAGAGAGCUGGACCUGAGUAACAACGACCUGCAGGAUUCAGGUUGGACGCUGCUCUCUGCUGGACUGGAGAGUCCACACUGUACACUGGAGACUCUCAGGCUGGGUGGCUGUAAUCUGUCAUUGAGAAGCUGUGAAGCUCUGUCCUCAGUUCUCAGCUCCCAGUCCUCUAGUCUGAGAGAGCUGGACCUGAGUAACAACGACCUGCAGGAUUCAGGACUGAAACUACUCUCUGCUGGACUGGAGAGUCCACACUGUACACUGGAGACUCUCAGGCUGGGUGGCUGUAAUCUGUCAGAGAGAAGCUUUGACACUUUGUCCUCAGUUCUCAGCUCCCGGUCCUCUAGUCUGAGAGAGCUGGACCUGAGUAACAACGACCUGCAGGAUUCAGGACUGAAACUGCUCUCUGCUGGACUGGAGAGUCCACACUGUACACUGGAGACUCUCAGGCUGGGUGGCUGUAAUCUGUCAGAGAGAAGCUGUGAAGCUCUGUCCUCAGUUCUCAGCUCCCAGUCCUCUGGUCUGAGAGAGCUGGACCUGAGUAACAACGACCUGCAGGAUUCAGGACUGAAACUACUCUCUGCUGGACUGGAGAGUCCACACUGUACACUGGAGACUCUCAGGCUGGGUGGCUGUAAUCUGUCAGAGAGAAGCUGUGAAGCUCUGUCCUCAGUUCUCAGUUCCCAGUCCUCUAGUCUGAGAGAGCUGGACCUGAGUAACAACGACCUGCAGGAUUCAGGAGUGAAGCUGCUCUCUGCUGGACUGGAGAGUCCACACUGUACACUGGAGACACUCAGGCUGUCAGGCUGUCUUAUCACAGAGGAAGGCUGUGCUUCUCUGGCCUCAGCUCUGAGAUCCAACCCCUCCCAUCUGAGAGAGCUGGACCUGAGCUACAAUCAUCCAGGAGACUCAGGAGUGAAGCUGCUGUCUGCUGUACUGGAGGAUCCACACUGGAGCCUGGACACUCUCAGGGUGGAACAUGGUGGAGAGCAGUGGAUGAAACCUGGUCUGAGGAAGUAUGCCUGUGAACUCACACUGGACACAAACACAGUACACAAAAAGCUCAAACUGUCUGACAACAACAGGAAGGUGACAGUAGUGACAGAGGAUCAGCCAUAUCCUGAUCAUCCAGAGAGGUUUGACGGCUGGUAUCAGCUGCUGUGCAGAAAUGGUCUGACUGGUCGCUGUUACUGGGAGGUCGAGUGGAGAGGAGAAGUUUAUAUAGCAGUGAGUUACAGAGGAAUCAGAAGGAGUGGAAACAGUGAUGACUGCUGGUUUGGGCGGAAUAAUCAGUCCUGGAAUCUGAGGUGCUCUGAUGAUGGUGGUUACUCUGUCAGUCGCAAUAAGAGACGAACAGUCCUCUCCUCCUCCUCCUCCUCCUCCGUCUCUAAGAGAGUAGCAGUGUAUGUGGACUGUUCUGCUGGCACUCUGUCUUUCUACAGAGUCUCCUCUGACAGACUGAUCCACCUCUACACCUUCAACACCAAAUUUACUGAACCUCUUUAUCCUGGGAUUGGGUUCUCGUCUGGUUCCUCAGUGUCUUUGUGUUCACUAUAGGAGAGAGAGUCUCCUUCUGUGUAGAGAAACACACAAACCUUUUGUAAAUCAUAUUGACUCAAAAUUAAGAGCAAACAUGAAAAUAAUAUUUUUUUUGGGUGAAUGCACUGCACUUACAGGGUUUUUAAUACCUUGAAAUAUGUUUUCUGUACUUUGCAGGCAGAAUAGUUUGUCAUAUAAUAUAAUCAUGUAUAUAAAAUAAAAGAAGACAGACUACACAAACACACAAGAGGCAAAACUCAUGCACAACAUUCACA
This is a messenger RNA of Siniperca chuatsi (mandarin fish), 5248 nucleotides long. RefSeq names its product NACHT, LRR and PYD domains-containing protein 12-like. NCBI's taxonomy places the organism in Eukaryota, Metazoa, Chordata, Actinopteri, Centrarchiformes, Sinipercidae. Bases 399 to 4991 code for a protein of 1530 amino acids. The transcript has 18 exons. Gene Ontology annotation, biological process: regulation of apoptotic process. The record is from RefSeq and is a predicted model, not a curated record. Gene Ontology annotation, molecular function: protein binding.